GGGGGAGUUAUGAAAUGAACUGGUAGGCCGACAAGACAGGUGGAUCCGUUAAUAGCCGUUGUGGUUUUUUAAGUUUUAACGGCUUUUUAAAAAUGGAAGGGUAAUUAAAUUAAUUAAUUAAUUGUUUUAUAUAAUAAUUCUAGCCUCAAAUGCCAACCAUUUUUCAGAUUUUGCAAUAUAUUUCCUCGCCUCUUCUUUAUAAUGAUUGCCUUUGUAAAACCCAUUUCUUUUUUACAUUAAACCUGACAGGGUUGAACUUGGCUUUGCUUUGUUCUUGAAUGCAAAGCAAAGCGCCAAGCCAACCAUUCCCAGGUCUCUCAUUUCGAGAGCUUCUGCGUGUUCCUUUUCUUUCCUUUUUUCUCUAUUGAUUUGUGUUGUUGUGAUGGAGAGCAGCUAUCCUGAGAAUUAGAAUUGACUGUUUUAUCCGUGAGUUGGGGGGCUGCUCUAAAGAUCAAACUUGUUCCUUUCUGCAAAACUAUCAGAAGCCGGACCUGCUUGCUUGACAUCUUAGAUGGCUGCUAGUACAGCAACUUCGCCAGUUCAUGAAACGGAUAUUACAGUUCUAAAAGAAACACUUCGCUCUCAACAGCAACUUCUGCAGAAGCUCUAUGCGGAGCUUGAUGUGGAAAGGGAAGCCGCCACCACCGCUACCAAUGAAGCUUUGUCGAUGAUCCUGCGGUUGCAAGGUGAGAAGGCCGCCAUGAAGAUGGAAGCAAGCCAAUACAAGAGAUUAGCAGAAGAAAAGAUAAGCCAUGCAGAGGAAUCUCUCGCGAUUUUUGAAGAGCUCAUGUAUCAGAAAGAAAUGGAAAUUUCUGCUCUCGAGUUCCAAAUUGAGGCUUACAAAUACAAACUUAUGAGCUUGGGGUGUGAUGAAUUGGAUGAUUUUGACAAAAAGUUUCCAGAGAAUCCAUUUGCAGAAAGAAAUGGAGAAAAGGGCACUAAAUCUACUAUGAGAAGACUCAGCUCUCUGCCUUCGCUUUUUCCCACAGAUUUCUAUAAAAUGAAGAGUUCCAGUGAUGGAAAAAAGCAUGCGGUUCCAGCGGCAGAAACAAGUUCAAGCAUAGGUGCGGGGAAUACGGACUUACUAGUUCGUGAUCAUGGUUUGGAUUCAAGGAGGAGUUCGCCACGCUCGGUUGACUUCAAUUCUUUCUGGGAACAGAUCCGAGCACUAGAUGAAAAGGUGAAAGAGAUUUCGGAUUGUAAAGAAGUUGGUAAAAACAAGUUAUCGAAGAUAAAGGUUAAAGCGGUGUCCCAAAGUACCAGUCCAAGAGCAAAACUUCCCCCUAAAUGUCAAAGAAUAAAAACUUGUGAAGGUUCAUCAGAGAAAGCCACUCCAAAUUCUGCCAAUUCUUCUAACACUGUUCAUGAUGUAUUUGAAGUCCAUUGCAAAUUUGAAGUUCCAGAAAGCAGUGAAAGAAACAAAAGUUGUUUUAAAGGGGAAAUGAACAAAGGGAAGUCAUAUGUGGAAGAAGAUAAUAGGCUUAAUAAGCCAGAUUUGUUCCUGAUUGGAUCACCUGUAGAUGAUGAUAGUGACUGGUUCAGCAAGGACGACUUUCAAAGUCUAAAGCCUGGGAAAAAGGGAUAUAAACUGAUAGACGAAAUGAAUCCUGAUCCCGAUCCCGACUACGAAUCGCCUGUUGAAUAUGAUACCGAAUGGAUAAAGAUGACUAACUUGCAAGGCACAAAGCAUGAGAAAAGAUCAUGUAACCCGAGCGAUGAGACAAAUGAUGACUGCAAAUCAUCUCUUCUUCCCCUAUCCACUGGGAUUACUAACUAUCGAUCAGAACUGCAACUGCUGGCUCAGAGAGUUGAGCAGCUUGAGGGUAGAAGAAAUAAUACAAAUCGUGAAAUUAGUGAAGGGAGGGAAGAUGAACUGAAUUUGUUGAAGCAGCUAAGAGAACAACUUAAUUCAAUACAGUCUGAGAUGAGAAGUUGGAGACCAAAGAAAUCAUCUCCUUCAGAUGAGGUGCAUCUACUUCCUCUCCUAGAGGUAAUGUUGUACUUUUGGUUGUAAUCAAGCCAUUGAUGUGGAAUCAACUCAAGCAAGCAAUAGUGACAUCGGUACACGAUGGAUGGAAAAACUGAUCAUGCAUUACUUUAUAAUGGUAUAUUUUGAUCUUCUAGUGGAUAACAUUAUACAACAUGCAUUACUUUAUAAUGGCAUAUUUUGAUCUUCUAGUGGGUAACAUUAUACAACAGAUAGGUCUUUUUGUAUUCAGACUGUUCUGUUUUGUUUUGUAUUUAAAAACAAGUAUGAUGCAUCAUCCACUAGGAAAAGAAGAAAAUGUGAUUGUUUCUGGUAUUUAGAGGUUUGUUUGAGCUCUUUCAUGUCUGGAUUUUUCUCUUAAAUUUUGGGAUGGUUUGUAAAAAUAAGCAAUUUAUUCA
Messenger RNA from Gossypium arboreum, 2385 nucleotides. RefSeq lists its product as uncharacterized. The record is from RefSeq and is a predicted model, not a curated record. Lineage: Eukaryota; Viridiplantae; Streptophyta; Magnoliopsida; Malvales; Malvaceae. The transcript has 3 exons. Bases 512 to 2014 code for a protein of 500 amino acids.